This is a messenger RNA of Coffea eugenioides, 3215 nucleotides long. RefSeq lists its product as uncharacterized. NCBI's taxonomy places the organism in Eukaryota, Viridiplantae, Streptophyta, Magnoliopsida, Gentianales, Rubiaceae. The record is from RefSeq and is a predicted model, not a curated record. The coding region runs from base 637 to 2883 and encodes 748 amino acids. The transcript has 4 exons.
UGUCCUCAGCAAUUAAUGCCAGAUUGCGAGCACCUUCUCACUCUUCCUCACCACCCACUGUUACAUGAAAGCUACUGAGCUUGUAGCAACUAACUUCCCACAAUUUAUAUACCAAACCACAGGAUAUUCAAACCACAUUUAUCAUUUAACAGCAGAAACUUUACAAGUCCAAGAAAAGAGAUUAAAAAAAAAAACAGUUUUUUACUCGCAAAUUUUCAAAUCAUAAUGGUAAACCCUCUUUCAAAUACCAGUCUUUCCUCUUCUCUUCAUCCUUGGUGUUGACUGACCAUUGCUAUUAGCUAAAUUCUGUUUUUUUAGCUCUUGAAAAUCAGGAUUUCUUAUUCUCUGCCUUGGGAAUAUUGCACAUCUCAAGAGGGGUGAAUUGAACCCCGGUUUAUGGUACCAAAAAUUGACCUUUUGAUCUGUUUGGUUCCAUUUUACAUUCUUCUUGCAAGAUUGUUGCUUUGGAGUGAAAAGUAGCUUCAUGGUGUAUGAGCUUCUAGCCCUUUUUACAUCUGAGUUUACUUCAGCGGCCUUGUCCCCGAUGCAAGAUUUAUUGUGCUUAAAGGGGUGAAUCUUGAUAAUUUUUCAUCUGGGAAUUUCUCAAAGUGAUGCAGAUUGAAGUUUUCUUGAAUAAUGGCUGCUUUGGUACCUGGAGUAUUAUUGAAGCUUCUGCAGCAUAUGAAUACAGAUGUAAAGAUUGCUGGUGAGCACAGGUCAUCUUUGUUGCAAGUGGUGAGCAUUGUGCCUGCACUAGCAGGCGGUGAGCUCUUCCCCAAUCGGGGGUUUUAUUUAAAGGUAUCAGAUUCUUCCCAUGCCACUUAUGUAUCUUUACCUGAUGAGCAGCAUGAUCUUAUUCUUAGUGAUAAGAUUCAAUUAGGCCAGUUUUUACAUGUUGAGAGGCUUGAAGCAGCGUCUCCGGUGCCUAUUCUCCGGGGUGUUAGGUUAAUCCCUGGGAGACACCCUUGUUUGGGAAGCCCUGAAGAUAUAGUUGCAACUCAUUCUUUAGGUUUCCUUAAUAAUAAUGGUGAUUUAUCUUCGGACUCGAAAUCAGUAGAUAAGGGUAAAUCACAGACAAAAGAAUUAAGGAAUGAGCAUACUGGGGUGAAGGACAUCAAGUCUACACCCGUGAGAUCAAAUGGAAGUACUAAAGAGGACAAUCAUGAAAAUAAAGCUACCCCUAAAUUGGUUCGAUCUAAAUCUCAAUUGUCAAAGCUGAAUGUGAAUUUAGUGGAGAAGAAAGAUUUUUUGGGGAAAUCAAAGUCUUCAAGUUCAAGGUCAAUACCAUCAUCUCCAACAAGUUGUUAUUCGUUGCCGACUUCUUUUGAGAAGUUUGCUAAUGGAGUUAAGCAGCAGGCAAAGAUAAAGGGGUUGGACAGGUUGGAGAAGGCUACUGCUAAAGUUGGGUUACGGGAAAAGGUCAGUCCUGUUCGCACGGCUAGUUCAUCCGUGAAACAAGCUCCAUCUGGAAGUUUGGGUAGGAAUGCAAUUCAGGGUAUUGAGCUGGGGCCCAAGGCCUUGAGAAAGAGCUGGGAAGGAAAUAUGGAGGUGAGGAGUAGAGAAAGUCCAAGAAUGAAAGCCAUCAAACAGGAUUUGAAGCCAGAAGCUCGGAGUACUUCAGCUCCAAGAAAAUUUGUUAGCGAAAGAUUACCAUAUAAAGAGGAGCAGAAAGUGAUAUCAUCAAAACCAUCAAAACUGGAAAAUAAUACUCAUUCAUCUGCAAAAAAGGCCCCUGCAAAUGGGGAUAUGGUUGAUAUUGACAAGUCAACCAGGCCGAAGAGUUCUGUUGCAAAGAAACUACCGGGGGAUGCUGCUGCUCUUGGAUUAGGUGGAAACUUCGUAAAGGUUUCUCUAACUAACAGAAGAUUUACAGAUGGAAGUGUCUCAUGGACUUCGCUACCUCCAUCAAUAGCAAAACUUGGGAAGGAAAUAUUGAAGCACAGAGAUUCUGCACAAGCAGCUGCAAUUGAGGCAGUGCAAGAAGCUUCAGCUGCAGAAAGCUUGCUCCGAUGUAUAAGUGCAUAUUCUGAGUUGCGUUCCUCUGCUAAAGAAGAGAGCCCUCAACCAGCAGUGGAGCAAUUUUUGACUUUGCAUGCAAGUUUGAAUAAUGCUCGCCUGGUUGCUGAUGCUCUAUCAAAAACCAUGGUAGCUGGUUCAUCUUCAGAUAACGAAGAAAAUCCCUCUGAAGAAGCGCUAAAGGUAGCAUCUGACAGACGAAAACAAGCAACAUCUUGGGUCCAUGCUGCAUUAGCUACAAAUUUGUCGUCCUUCACAGUAUGUAGCAAACAAGGCACUUUAAGUCCAAUUUCUGCUUCACAUUCAGCUCCGAGUUCAAAAACUACAGCUGCAAGCCAACCAAUUUUAGUUCUUGAAAACUCUACAAAGAGUGCAGCCAUUAAGAACCAAAUUAAACCCCGCCAGACAGCAGUGUCUAAGAUUUUCCAAUCAGGAAUGCCACGCCGUUUGUCAGAUGGGCCGGUUGCAAGUCAGAAGGCAAGAGCUUCUUCGCCUCCAAGGGAAUGGCUCAAGGGAGAUGGGCUUGAUGAGGCUGUAGACUUGGCUGACAUGUUGAAGAUGGAGUCUCAAGAAUGGUUCUUAGGAUUUGUUGAAAGGUUUCUGGAUGCAGAUGUUGAUACUUCAACUCUAUCGGAUAAUGGUCAAAUUGCCGGCAUGUUAACUCAGCUUAAGAGUGUGAAUGACUGGUUGGAUGAGAUUGGUGCUAGCAAGGAUGAAGAAGAGACACCCAAAAUCCCCUCUCAGACGAUUGACAGAAUAAGAAAGAAGAUAUACGAGUAUCUUCUAACUCACGUGGAAUCUGCGGCUGCAGCACUUGGUGGUGGCUCACAAUCAUCACCAACAGUUCAAGACAAACUAAAGAGAUAAUUUCCCUCUACAGGUUUCGGUCACUGUUGCACAAGAAAGAAGCAUGUAGAUUGAUAUUUUACUACACAUUAAUCUCAGAAACAGGUCAGGGCCCUUUGACUGCAAAGUGGUUAGAGGAGUUCAUCUACCCUAUUCAUUGUACAUAAUUCCUACAGUGGAUUCAGAUAUAGUUUGAAAUCUCUGUAACGGGGAAAGAAUAUUGUCGUGCAGUUCGAGAUAUUCUUGUCAUUUUCCAAAUUUUGAAGAUGAUGUUCAAGAACUCUUGAAGAUAUACCAGUGGAAGUGUAGCGAAACAACAUUCUAUUUUCCAAAGAGUGUGGUACUUUUGAUGC